This is a messenger RNA of Pelobates fuscus (common spadefoot toad), 4736 nucleotides long. It is a transcript of the gene TONSL, whose product is annotated as tonsoku like, DNA repair protein. Lineage: Eukaryota; Metazoa; Chordata; Amphibia; Anura; Pelobatidae. Gene Ontology annotation, cellular component: nuclear replication fork. The record is from RefSeq and is a predicted model, not a curated record. Gene Ontology annotation, biological process: double-strand break repair via homologous recombination; replication fork processing. Gene Ontology annotation, molecular function: protein binding. Bases 50 to 4327 code for a protein of 1425 amino acids. The transcript has 26 exons.
GGGCCUAUUACAAGUGAGCGCGGGCUCCGUCAGUGAGAGGAACCGGAGUAUGAGUGAGCGCGAGAUCCGCCAGCUAGAGAAGGCGAAAUGCAAAGCGCAGAAGGCGGGCAAUCUGAAGGAGGAGGCAGUGGUUUGCAACCAGCUGGGAGAGAUCCUGGCACGCAGUGCUCGAUUCAGAGAGGCCAUCGAGGAGCAUCGACAAGAGCUACGGAUCAGCGAGGGGUUAGGAGAUGUCAUCGGCUGCGCAGUGGCAAACCGAAAAAUUGGGGAAUGUUUUGCAGAGCUGGAGAAUUAUGAGGCUGCACUCAAGCAUCAACGGCGCCACCUGGACCUGGCACAGUCUGUGUCAUGUGAUCUUGAGGAGCAGAGAGCAUUGGCUACCAUUGGCCGCACCUACCUGUACAUGUGUGAGGCUGGACGAGCCAGUGAGGCGCACGGUCCUGCUGAAGAGGCUUUUUUAAAGAGUUUAUCCAUAGUGGAGGAGAAACUGGAGGGGAAAGUGUCGGUGGUGGAGCUCAGUGAAAUGAGAGCACGUCUGUUUCUGAACCUGGGUUUACUCUACAAUAACGGACACGACGCGGCCAAGUGCAGUUUUUACAUCAGGAAGAGCGUUUACAUUGCAGAGCAUAGCCAGCUUCAUGAAGACCUGUAUCGAGCCAACUCCACCCUGGGCAGCAUUCAUCUGCGCAACGGCGAGCACACAAAAGCAAUCCGCUACUUGGAAGCAGCUAAAGAGUGCGCCCGGAGAAUGAAGGACAAGCACAUGGAGAGUGACUCUUACUGCAGCAUUGGACAGGUAUUGCUCUGUUUGGGAGACCUCACUGCUGGAAAACGGGCUCUUAAAAAAGCUUACCGUCUGGGCUCUCAGCUUCCCUCAGACCGAGACGGUGUGCGCAGGAGUCUGAAAUACGCAAUUAAAGGUUGUCACUUGGAGGAGGCACUGUCUGACUUGGGGGAUGAAGACCAACAGGGGGCGCUGUCACUCUAUGAACAGUUAGGUGAUCUAUACUGCAAAAUUGACUGCUAUCACAAGGCUGUGGAUUACUAUAGGAUGCAGUUGCGUUGUGCAGAAUCUCUUGGUCGGCCAGAGAGAGAGAGAGCUGUCAUCCAUGUGUCUCUGGCUGCCACUUUCACAGACCUCAAAGACUACAAACAGGCUGUGAACCAUUACCAAGCGGAACUCUGCCUGAGACACGGAAACCCAAGUGAGGAAUGUAAGACGUGGUUGAACAUGGCGCAGGUACACCAGGAUGAUGGGCAGAGUUACUCUCAAGUGCACGCUUGCCUUUCUAGUGCCCUCAAGUGUGCAAGAGAGGCAGCGGACAAUCGCCUGCUGCGCAGUGUUCUUCGCCAGCUCUUAGCCCUGCAGCACAAGUUUGGAGUCGUAGAAGCAGCAGACACUGAGGCCGAGCUGCAGGAGGUGUGCAGGGGAUCUGAUGGGGAGAGCAGUGAGGAAGAUGAGAUGGAGAACAGUGAACCUUUUCAGGAGAGUGACUUGGAAUUGUCCCAGAGUGAUGAUGAGGACCUGGAAGGAUAUAAUAAACUUGUCCCUGGCAAGCGAAGACCGAAUCGAUGGAACCGACGUAAUGAGAAAGGCGAAACUGUUCUUCACCGCGCGUGUAUCGAUGGCAAUCUUAAACUAGUGCAGUGUUUGCUGGAGAAGUCCCACCCUAUUAACCCCCGCGAUUACUGUGGAUGGACUCCAUUGCAUGAGGCUUGCAACCAUGGCCACUUGGAAAUUGUACAACUUCUGCUUCAGCAUGGAGCCAACAUUAAUGACCCUGGGGGCCCAAUGUGCGAAGGAAUUACUCCUCUCCAUGAUGCCCUGUCCAGCGGGAACUUCCAUGUCGCGCAGUUACUGAUCCGCAGAGGGGCGUCUUUAACUCAGAGAAAUGCAAAGAGUGUCACUCCCAUGGGGAGCCUCCAGGAGUGGGUCCAGGUGUACGGCAAACAUCUUGACCAGGAGACACGGCACAUCUGCGCUGAAACGGAGAACUUGCUCCGGGAUGCUCUCGCUGGGAGAGUGACGCCUGUUCCCUUGGAAGCUCCCAGUUCGCUGGACAGUGAUCUGUUCGAUACAGAGGGGUCUCAGUCAACGCUUGAAACACAAUCCUCCACUGAAGCCACACAAGAAAGCACAGUGUCCAGGCGAGGGAAACUGAGAGUGGAUAAAAGGAAAUCCAUCAGCUUGCUUUCUUCAAGUCUGGAGAAUGAGAACACUGAUUGUUUGCGUGGAUCUCCUCCUCUCCGUACCAGCACCCAGGUAAACGGAGCAAAUAUUCAUCAGGAUGACCUUUCAGAACCACUUCUAACCCCCCUGAGGCCUGUCAAGAAGAAAACACGCUUUGCAAGGCAAAUGGAUUCCUCUGAUUCGGCUGGUUUGGGAGAAAUAAUUGUCGAGAAUGAGACAUUCGCUCAGACCUUCCCUUACAAAAGGGAACAAUCGCAAAUAUCCGAUGGGGGCAUUGAGGCCUAUCAGAGAGCCAUUAAAAGCUUGGGCAGCGCCAAGUCCCGCAUCCUCAGCCAGUCUUUAGAAGAGCCGGCAAGCCCUCCGCCAGUCUCGGCACCGAUGACUGCCCUGGUGCCCUCAGAGCAGUAUAUUGACGACUGGCUGGAAGAUGACUUGAAGGAGUCUCCCUGUACCCGGAAGAGAAGUCGCUGUGUGUCUCCAGGUUUGGCGAGUGAAGGGGACUCAGAUUUCCUUGAACAAGAGGAACAAACAUCUGAUGAUCCAGCCUGUGUCAGGAACAGGCUUAAUGAACGCUCUAUGUCUUUAUCGAGGAAGCGGCGGUCCCGGCAGACCAAACUGACUCAGAUUGUGGACAGAGCAGUCAUAGGACGUACUAAGAACAAAGGACCUAGUAAUUCCUCUGUCCCACGUUUACCAAACUUUGUCGGUGACCAAAUUCUUGGUCACACCACAGUGGACACCAGGGUACUUGCCACCACUCAGCUUCCUGCAGUAACGAGCCCUCCGCCGCCUGCAAUCAGAGUGCGUGUCCGCGUUAACAAUAACUUAUUCCUCAUCCCUGUUCCUCACAGUGACGGGGACACUCGGGACGUCUCAUGGUUGGCAGAACAGGCAUCACAGCGUUAUUAUCAGAGUUGCGGCCUUCUUCCUCGACUCACCUUGAAGAAAGAGGGUGCUCUGCUGGCUCCCCAGGACCUCAUCCUUCAUGUCCUACAGAGCAAUGAGGAGGUCUUUGCUGAAGUAAAUUCAUGGGAUGUGCCACCAAUUGGGGAUCGAUACAUGAAGGCAUGCCAGAGCCUUGCUGUGGUGGAAAAUCAGUUGGUUAAGAAGGCACUGGAACAGCAGGCGAUGAGCCCUAACCUGUCUCUCUGUCGCCUGUCCCUGCAUCCACGUGAUCUGUGUCCGCUUUUUCGUGCCCUCAAACUCCAGACCUCUCUUCGCCAAUUGAAUCUAAGUGGGAACAACCUUGGGGAUGGCGAGGUGAAGGAAUUACUGGCAAUGCUGAGCACUGUGCCCAGCAUCACCCAUCUUAAUCUGUCCACCAAUCGCUUGACUCACGAGGGCAUCCGGAGGCUCUGCUCAUCAGAGCACGCUACUGAAAACACGGCCUUUAAGAAUCUGGAAGUUCUGGACCUCAGCAUGAAUCCACUGACGGAUGGUCUAUCUCAGCCCCUCACGAGUCUCCUUUGCUGCUGCCCUGUACUCAGCACCUUACAUCUCCAAGCCUGCCAGCUCUCUGCCAAAUUCUUCCAGCAGUAUCGUCUCCAAAUAGCAGAGGCCUUCCGAGGAGCUGUUCAUCUAAACACCUUGUCUCUCUCUUACAACCCUCUGGGCACCACUGGGGUGGAACUUAUCCUGAAGACGUUGCCUCAUAAAACUAUCUCCGUACUGGAGAUGAAAGCUGUCACAGUGGGGAACAGAGAGGGUCUCACGAUGGACCCCUUAGUUCGGUAUCUUUCACAGGAAGGAUGCGUCUUAUCUCAUCUAAGCCUCUCAUCCAAUCGCCUGACUGAUGACUGUGUGCGUCAACUGUCCAGGUGCCUUCCAGUCUGUCCAUCUUUGACAUCAUUAGACCUCUCAGGGAAUCCUUAUGUGGGAUCUGUCGGAUUACAAUGUCUUCUGAAUGCAGUCCGGGAGCGGUCUUCUAAAAUGGAUCAUCUUAAUUUGACAGGCUGUGGGAUCCAAGGACCUAUUGACUGUUCUUCGAUGAAUGAUUUGUCGUGUGUUCUCCGUGAGCUUAGACUGGGAUCCUGCCACUUGACCAAGAGAGAGAGAGAAGUUCUGUCUCAGGCCUGGCCUCGAGAUACCUUGCUUGUAUCAAGACAGCACAAACUCUUCUUCAUGAGCCCCCAAUGACUUGUACAGUGUCUGUAUGUGACCCGGGCCAUCUUUGCAUGCUACGUUGGAACUCAAGAAGGGAAAGAAUUCUACUCCACACGUGUCCUGGGGGAGACAUUCUGCUUAUCCCAUACACUGAACAUCGGAGGUAGAUACGCUAGUUGUCUCAUGUUACCUAGAGAAGGGAACGGUGUGCGUCUUUGUGGUGACACCGUGGCUGGACUUCUGUGUUGUGUAUCUGUGAUCUGGUUUCCAGCGGAAAAAAGGACCUUGUGAACUCCAGCAUUUAAUAUUGCUCCCAGCAAGUUUUUAUGUGUAAAAAGUGUGUAUAUAUUUUAGCAGUUUUUAUAAACUAUAAUAUUAUGUUGCACUGCUGGUCUUUGAAUUAAGUAUGGUGAUAGCCAAUCAAAUUAGCUGAAACCUUGUU